This is a messenger RNA of Trichoderma atroviride IMI 206040, 1067 nucleotides long. RefSeq lists its product as uncharacterized. Gene Ontology annotation, biological process: anaphase-promoting complex-dependent catabolic process; protein K11-linked ubiquitination. Gene Ontology annotation, cellular component: anaphase-promoting complex. The record is from RefSeq and is a predicted model, not a curated record. Lineage: Eukaryota; Fungi; Ascomycota; Sordariomycetes; Hypocreales; Hypocreaceae.
AUGUCUCAGGGCCAGUACGACGAUGAAGAGGCGAGCUUGGGCGAGAAUGAGGACAUUGAUGAAAACGCCGCGGACAACUGUGACGAUCAGGUUGAAGAAGUGCAGGAGGAAGAGCCCUUGUCAAUAAUGGAUCCCGCCGUCUUUGGCCUCAAGGAGAUUUCAAACUUGGGAAAGUUUACAGUGAGCAGCCAUAAGCCAGGCAAUGGAGUUGAACAGCUCCGAAAUGAUGAAUUGACGUCAUACUGGCAGUCAGAUGGCCCACAGCCUCACAAGCUGACCAUCUACUUUGUCAAACGAGUGGGUAUCCGAGACAUUCGCUUUUACGUCGACUAUAAUGAGGAUGAAUCCUACACUCCUACGAAAAUCAUCUUCAAGUCGGGCACGAGCGAGAACAACCUUAUUCAGUUCGCUGCCAUGAACAUGGAAAGCCCUGUGGGCUGGCAACAAGUCCCACUUACAGGUGUUGGUGGCGAGCCCGAUGGCAACACCCUUGUGUCUUGGGUGUUACAAAUGCAGAUACUUGAAAAUCACCAAAACGGCAAAGAUACUCACCUUCGCGGCAUAAAGAUUUACGCCUUUGACGCUGAUGCGGUGCAGCCCACCGAGCCGGAUAACUCAGUCGAUACGAGCGGUCUUGCCGAAAACCAAGCUGCUGCCAGACUGGACGACAUUGCCCAGACAUUGGCCGCAGCAAGACUCGAGAGUAGUGAGACGGGGUUCUCACUUCCUGAUUUCAUGCGAGAUGCGGAGAUUCGGUAAUAGAUAAAAUUUUGCAAUUCAUUCAUGGGGAAAAGAGAAUAUGAUCAACUACGACUUCUUGUUUGCUUUGGAAUUGGUAGAAGGAGAGAACACAGAAAGCGACUUGGUAGAAAGGGAGAGAACACAAAAGUUACGGAUAUGGGUGUAAAAAAAAAACAUGGAUUUCUUUUCCAGUUCGCUUGAAGAUGGUAUCAUCUGGAGGAAAGACAAAAACGGGAUAUGGGUGGAGUUGAACAUGAGGAUAUGUAGCUUGCUUUUAACACUCUGUACGAUGGCUAAAUGACUUAUUAGAGUUUUGUUUCUCAAAA